Molecule: messenger RNA, 2416 nt
Organism: Medicago truncatula (barrel medic)
Lineage: Eukaryota; Viridiplantae; Streptophyta; Magnoliopsida; Fabales; Fabaceae
Product: calmodulin-binding protein 60 A
Exons: 7
Coding region: 436-2079 (547 amino acids)
Biological process (GO): regulation of salicylic acid biosynthetic process
Cellular component (GO): nucleus
Molecular function (GO): DNA-binding transcription factor activity; sequence-specific DNA binding; calmodulin binding
Source: RefSeq, a predicted model, not a curated record
CCCUUCCUUCCUUUGUCUGAGGUUGUUCUCUUCUCUUCUCUUCUCGCUUUCAUUUCACUCUCUUCUUCUUUCGCGUAAGAAGUAAGAAACACUCUUUCUCUUCAUCCACCACAAUUAUGGUGGCUACUUUCACUACACAACGAGAAUUCUUCAUAGCCCAGAAACAUCCUACACCAAACAAACUUCAUAACACAACACACAUGUACUUUUUCUUCUUAUUCAAACGAGAUACAAAGUAGUUUCGUUUUUAUUUGAUGGUCUUGUCGUUUAUCAGUUACUUCCUCUUUUUGGCGUCACAAUAUACUUUUUAUUAUUAUAUAUUGGUGUGUCAUGUUUUGUUUCUUUCCUAUCUUUUAUUCUUGCUGUCUACACCCCCAUGUUGUUUGCUUUCAAUUUUGAAUACCCUCUUUCUUCAUUCUUACUGUUACUUCGACUAUGUCGCUCAAGAGGGGUCCCGAUGAUAACAAGACUCCAGAUGAUAAACGUAGAAAGCCUCCUCCUUUUUCCAGUGUGGUGCGCGAAGUGAUGAAGUUACAAUCAGUUAGGAAUUUGAUGGAGCCAAUUCUAGAGCCCUUGGUUCGCAGAGUGGUUAGAGAGGAAGUUGAAUUGGCUCUAAAGAAGCAUUUGAGCAGCAUUAAACAGACCUGUGGAAAGGAGAUGAAUACUUCAGAAUCAAGAACUUUGCAGCUGCAGUUUGAAAACAGCAUAUCUCUCCCUGUCUUUACAGGAGCUCGAAUUGAAGGAGAAGAUGGCUCAAACUUAAGGAUACGUUUAGUUGACGCCUUAACAGGGAAGGUUGUUUGUACAGGACCUGAAUCUUCAGCUAAGGUGGAAAUUGUAGUUCUUGAGGGUGAUUUUGAAGAAGAAAGUGACAUUUGGAUGCCUGAAGAUUUCAAGAACAAUAUUGUGAGAGAGAGGGAUGGAAAAAAGCCCCUCCUUACAGGAGAUGUGAUUUUAUAUCUAAAAGACGGGCUUUGUAUGGUGGGUGAAAUUUCAUAUACCGAUAAUUCAAGUUGGACAAGGAGUCGUAGGUUCAGGCUUGGGGUAAGAGUUGUGGACAACUUUGACGGUAUUAGAAUAAGAGAAGCAAAGACAGAUUCAUUUAUUGUUAGGGAUCACAGAGGAGAAUUGUACAAGAAACACCACCCUCCAAGUCUGUCGGAUGAAGUUUGGAGACUGGAAAAGAUAGGCAAAGAUGGAGCUUUCCACAGGCGUUUGAGUCGUGAAAAGAUACGUACUGUUAAAGAUUUUCUCACACUACUAAAUCUCGAUCCAGCGAAGCUGCGAACAAUACUGGGCACUGGGAUGUCUGCAAAGAUGUGGGAAGUAACCGUAGAGCAUGCUCGGACUUGUGUUCUUGAUACAACACGACACGUAUCGUUCGCUUCUCAUUCUCAACAACCUCACGUAGUCUUCAAUGCCGUGGGAGAAGUGACAGGACUGCUCGCUGAAAGUGAGUAUGUCGCUGUAGAUAAGCUGUCCGAAACCGAAAAGGCUGAUGCUCAAAUCUCGGUUAUUUCUGCACUCAACCAAUGCGAUUUUGCCUCUUUUGAAGAUGAGGUCUCCCUAAUGGAUGGUUAUUCACAUUUAACUAAUGUUCAUUACUCCCCAAGCUCUCCGAGAACCGAGGGAUCGAGCGCCAACAAGCUUUUGGCUCUUCAAAAGACCGGAGGAUUCAACUAUACACAAGAAAGCGCGUCUUCUACCGAUAUCAUGCCAUCCAUUUACUCAGUUGGUGGAACUAGUAGCUUGGACGACUAUGGCUUGCCUAAUUUCGAAAGCCUCGGCCUUAGAUACGAUCAACAUCUUGGUUUUCCCGUCCAAGUCUCCAACUCUUUGAUCUGUGACAUGGAUUCAAUAGUCCAUGCUUUUGGCGAUGAAGAUCAUCUGCAAUUUUUCGAUGCGGAUCUUCAAUCUCAGUGCCAUAUUGAAGCAGAUUUACAUAGUGCUGUUGAUAGCUUCAUGCCGGUAUCUUCUACAUCUAUGACUAAGGGAAAAGCUCAGAGGAGAUGGAGAAAGGUAGUCAACGUUCUGAAAUGGUUCAUGGUGAAGAAACGAAGAAACCAAUUAUAUAGGUAAGGUUUUGUACAUUGCGUUUGUGAAUGCAGCCGACAAAAUAAUAGUGUGCUGUUUGAUAGAAGAAAAAUUAUGGUUUAUCUUAUAUAUGUAAAUACACCCUCCAUGCAUUGGUUUUUGUAGCUUGCCAGAAGUUAAAGAGCUGUUUUGCUCUUCUCUUUUUAUGUCUAAAAUUGAGUUUGUAAAUACUUAAUUUUUACAGUCAGUAGAGGAUUUUCUGAUUGUUGGCAGAUGCUUAGUGAGGUAGUAUAGUAAGUAGUGAAUAAUUUCAAGAUUCAGAGACUUUUAUUCUGGGUCAUAUUUUUGUAACCAUAUCUUGUGAAAUAAAAUCAGUUUUCCA